GUACAAGCGACAGCAAACACAGUAUGUCAAAACAACAGUGUAUUGUUGCUGUAGACACGCAGUAUUGAUUUCACUUCUAGUGCAGCACUGGUCACGUGAAUCUCUUGGAGUGAGGAUCAAAGGCAAUGCACUCUCGUCGCUGUAUGUCGUCAUUUGUUUGAUCAGAUGUUUGAAACCGGAGUAGGAUGGGCUUUCGCACCUGGCACUGUUUACAUCAGAGCUUAAGCGACUUCGCAGCUAGUGUUUGUGUUUACUCUGUUUAAAUUAGAACGCGAUCUGGUCAAACUAAAAACAGGACGAAAGCGGACUUUUUUUCCUAUUUUCCCCUGAUGUCGGACUUCAGCUCGUCGGGUUCAGAUGAGGAUCUGGACCCGGAGUUAGAGCUGCAUGACGAGCUCGGCGGCACGCUCAGCAAGUGGACAAACUACAUUCAUGGAUGGCAGGAUCGCUGGAUUGUGCUGAAGGGCAAUACUCUGAGUUACUACAGGUCAGCAGAUGAGAAGGAGUACGGCUGUAGAGGGUCCAUCUGUCUCAGCAAGGCUGUCAUCACACCUCAUGAGUUUGAUGAAUGCCGUUUUGACAUCAGUGUGAAUGACAGCAUCUGGUACCUGAGGGCUGAACAUCCUUUGCUCCGGCAGCAGUGGAUCGAUACCGUUGAACUUCACAAGGCUGAGUCAGGCUAUGGGUCUGAGAGCAGUUUACGCCGCCAUGGCUCCCUACUGUCCCUCACCUCUGCUGCCAGCGGCCUCUCCACCACCUCCGCAUCCUCCUUCAAGAAGGGAUACAGUCUGCAGGAAAAGCUAGCGGAGAUGGAGACCUUCAGGGACAUUCUCUGCAGACAGGUUGACACACUGCAGAAGUAUUUUGACAACUGCGCAGAUAUUGACAGUAAAGAUGAGCUCCACAGGGACAAAGGUGAGGAAAUAGAAUUUAAUUUUCCAACCUCACGGCCAGAUGGAGAUUAUCUGCUAAACAACAACAACAGCAGUAAAGAGAAAUUAUUCUCUGUGGACAGCCUCAAAGGUUCCUUAGGCAUCGAUUUCAAAGGUGAAGCCAUCACGUUUAAAGCUACAACAGCAGGAAUCCUGUCCACACUGUCCCACUGCAUCGACAUUUUGGUCAAAAGAGAAGAGAGCUGGCAAAGACGACUUGAUAAGGAAAUUGAAAGGAGAAGACGUGCUGAAGAUGCCUAUAAAGCUGCACUGACGGAGCUGAAGAAGAAGCCUCAUUAUGGAGGACCAGACUAUGAAGAAGGACCAAACAGUCUGAUCAAUGAAGAGGAGUUCUUCGAUGCUGUGGAAGCUGCAUUGGAUAAGCAUGACCAGAUCGAAGAGCAAUCGCAGGCAGAAAGGAGCAGGGCAUCUCGACAGAUCUCCCUCCCUCCAGACACCUAUUCCUCCAUCAGCACUCAGAAAUACUUGACUAAGCCUCGCAGUCAUACUUCCUCCUUGUCCUCCGUUGACCUUAUAAGUGCCUCCGAUGACGUGCACAGGUUCAGUGCUCAGGUUGAGGAGAUGGUGCAGAGCCACAUGACUUAUUCUCUACAGGAUGUGGGUGGAGAUGCUAACUGGGAGCUGGUUGUUGAAGAAGGGGAUAUGAAGGUGUACAGGAGAGAGGUGGAGGAAAAUGGCAUCGUUCUUGAUCCUCUCAAAGCUACUCAUGCCGUCAAAGGGGUUACAGGUCACGAGGUCUGCCACUACUUUUGGGACACAGCUUUUCGGAACGACUGGGAGACAACUGUUGAAAGCUUUCAAGUGGUUGAGACACUCUCAGAUAAAGCAGUUAUCAUUCAUCAGACACACAAGAGGGUAUGGCCUGCUUCCCAGAGAGAUGUGCUUUAUGUAUCAGUUAUCCGUAAAAUUCUCUCCACCAAUGAGAAUGAUCCAGACACGUGGCUGGUGUGCAACUUCUCAGUGGAUCAUGACAGCUAUCCACCCUCUGCUAGAUGCAUUCGUGCCAAUAUCAAUGUAGCCAUGAUCUGUCAAACUUUAAUCAGCCCACCAGAGGGAGACAAAGAGAUCACCAGAGACAACAUCCUCUGUAAAAUCACAUAUGUGGCCAAUGUAAAUCCUGGUGGUUGGGCCCCUGCAUCAGUCUUACGAGCAAUAGCCAAGAGAGAAUACCCCAAAUUCCUCAAACGCUUCACCUCGUAUGCUCAAGAGAAGAGCAGCGGUGAGGCUAUUCUCUUUUGAUCAACACCGGGUUGUUCAAUCUACAUUUCCAGUUUGCUUUCCGACUCCAAUGAAGUAACGCCUUAUACACAUCACUCACAACAAAGAGCUGCUCAGCCAAAGUACUCUUGACACUCUUCAGAAACCUUGUCAAACCGUUUUCAUACAGACUGAACAACAGCGGUACACCAAAGUCUGUGAAAACACCUUUGAACAGUACAAACACACUAGAAAAACCAACACAGCCUGUUCAUCUUUAAAA
Messenger RNA from Carassius carassius (crucian carp), 2433 nucleotides. RefSeq names its product ceramide transporter 1a (gene cert1a). The record is from RefSeq and is a predicted model, not a curated record. Lineage: Eukaryota; Metazoa; Chordata; Actinopteri; Cypriniformes; Cyprinidae. The transcript is spliced from 18 exons. The coding region runs from base 330 to 2192 and encodes 620 amino acids. Gene Ontology annotation, cellular component: Golgi apparatus. Gene Ontology annotation, biological process: ER to Golgi ceramide transport. Gene Ontology annotation, molecular function: phosphatidylinositol-4-phosphate binding.